AUGGUCCUGCUCUCAGGGCCGUGGUGUUUCAACAGAUUCUCAGUUGUGCUGGAAGUCUUGGACAUUAACGUGCAUCCCACAAGGGUUCCUCUUAUGCGUUUACCGUUCUGGGUGCAUGUAUUCGAGCUACCUUAUAACUGCUGGUCAGAAGCUGUAGCCAAAGCUUUGGCGAGUGCUUUUGCAGGUUACAUAACCUGGGACAGAAGGAAUAACAUGCGACUGGGAGCUUAUUUCAGGAUGGAGGUUUGGGUUGAUAUUACAAUCCCUCUUAUGAGAGGCCAAGCGUUGGCAUCUGAAGAUGGUGGGCAGAUGGAAGUCUUCUUCCAGUAUGAACGGCUACAUAACCACUGUUACUUGUGUGGAUUCAUGGAUCAUGUGGCUAAGGACUACGACAAAGAACCUUUGGCCGAAGAGGCAGUGGCCCCUUAUUCUGGUCUUCGCGCUGAUGACAAACCCGGUGAUUUCGAGGACUCUUCAAGGGGCAGAAAUCGAAACCGUGGCCAUGGAGGGAGAUAUGCAGAAGGCUCUAAACCUGCGUAUAAUAACACAAGAGGCAGAGAUGAUAUGGCUGAAGGCUUUGGCGGGUAUGAUGCUGAUAUUGAGGACCUAGAAUUUGAUUAUGCAGGUAAUGAUGCCGAGCUGUUUGAUAAUAAGUCUAACGACAAGCGUACUUACAAGAAAAAGGAGAGCCAGUCAGAGACAAACUCUAAGAAAAAACAGCAUGGUGAUGAUGGUCAUGAGGAAUCAGACUCAUCCUUUCCUGUUAAUGACAUACACAUGCAGCGCAAGAGGUUAAGAGCUUCUUCUUCAGCUCCAGACCGUACAGGCACGGGGGCUACUCCUCCUUUGAAGAAGCAAAACUCAGAGAUAGGAUUGGGAUCGGCGGAUGCUGCUGGGCAGCACCGCCCACCUCAAUGA
Lotus japonicus is the source of this 918-nucleotide messenger RNA. RefSeq lists its product as uncharacterized. Lineage: Eukaryota; Viridiplantae; Streptophyta; Magnoliopsida; Fabales; Fabaceae. The record is from RefSeq and is a predicted model, not a curated record. The transcript has a single exon. The coding region runs from base 1 to 918 and encodes 305 amino acids.